Molecule: messenger RNA, 3807 nt
Organism: Cucurbita pepo subsp. pepo (vegetable marrow)
Lineage: Eukaryota; Viridiplantae; Streptophyta; Magnoliopsida; Cucurbitales; Cucurbitaceae
Product: protein FAR1-RELATED SEQUENCE 5
Biological process (GO): regulation of DNA-templated transcription
Molecular function (GO): zinc ion binding
Source: RefSeq, a predicted model, not a curated record
UCCAAUAAUUUCGAAUUCAAUCUUUACGUUGGCGACGGCAUGCGAGCAUUUGAGAGAGUUGUCGGCGAUUCAUUGGAACAAAGUUUUUGGAGCCUUCCAAGGCUGCGCUACCGCACGAAGAAUCCAUUGCCGUCCUGUGAACUCUCAGCGCUCUUUCACCGUCUCUGGGCGAUCAUCGUCCAAUUUUCCACUUAAUCCACGGUAUUUUUCCUCUUCCCUUUCCGCUCCUGAAAUUUCCCCGCCUCUUUCGAGUUCCCGGCAAAAUUCAAUUUCAUUUCUAGGGUUUUUCGGCCCCGCGAACCCGAACCCGAACCCCCUACUGGAUUGUGCUUCGUUUUCUGUUUUCUGGUUGUUGGUUGAGUAAUUUCUGUGGAUUGUUGGAUGCUUAAAUCUGAAUUCAUUUUUGGGUUAUGGGUUUUGGUUGUUUUUGUGUUUGAUUUAAUGGGUAUUGUGGUUUGCCUUUGAAUAUGAGGUGAGUUGAGUGACUGAUCUCUUCUAGUUAUAACUUGUACUCACCUGGUUGGAAUGGGUAUUGAGUUUGCAAAGUAAGUUCUGAUUGGAUAUUAACUGUUUCACAUGGAUAAUGAGGUGAUUGAAUUUGAUAUUGGAUUGGGGGGAGGCAGUGGGAGAGAUGGAGAUGACUAUUCUAUGGCUAUGGUGCAUGAUUCCAUGGAGGAAGAGGAAAUGAUUGAUAGCCCUCCUUUGAGUGGUCUUGGUUGUGGUGCUGGCAGUGGUGAGAUUUAUCUUCCUGAUGGUGAUCUUUUGGAUCUUGAACCUCAUGAAGGAAUGGAAUUCGAGUCGGAAGAGGCUGCCAAGGCUUUCUAUAACUCGUAUGCUCGACGGGUUGGGUUUAGUACUCGUGUCAGCUCCUCCCGUCGAUCUAGGCGUGAUGGAGCGAUUAUACAGAGGCAAUUUGUUUGUGCCAAAGAGGGGUUUAGGAAUAUGAAUGAGAAACGAACCAAAGACCGAGAAAUUAAGCGCCCUCGAACCGUUACAAGAGUCGGUUGCAAAGCAUCCUUGUCUGUAAAGAUGCACGAUUCUGGGAAAUGGGUUGUGUCUUGUUUUGUUAGAGAGCAUAACCAUGAGUUAGUUCCUCCUGAUCAGGUGCACUGCUUAAGGUCUCAUAGGCAAAUAUCAGGUCCAGCAAAGACCUUGAUUGAUACUUUACAGGCUGCUGGGAUGGGACCUCGCAGGAUUAUGUCUGCACUCAUAAAGGAGUAUGGUGGAAUCAGUAAAGUUGGAUUUACGGAGGUCGAUUGUCGAAAUUAUAUGAGGAAUAAUCGCCAAAGGAGCUUAGAAGGCGACAUUCAACUGCUGUUGGAUUACUUAAGGCAAAUGCAUUCUGAAAAUCCUAACUUCUUCUACGCCGUGCAGGGAGAGGAGGAUCAGUGGGUAGGCAAUGUCUUUUGGGCUGAUCCAAAGGCUCAGAUGAACUAUACUUACUUUGGCGAUACUGUUACAUUCGACACGACCUAUAGAUCGAAUAGAUAUCGUCUGCCCUUCGCUCCUUUCACCGGGGUGAAUCACCAUGGACAGCCAGUGUUGUUUGGUUGUGCUUUUCUAAUAAAUGAAUCUGAAGCAUCGUUUAAUUGGCUAUUUAGAACGUGGCUUUUAGCAAUGUCUGGUCACCCACCUAUGUCGAUUACUACCGAUCAUGAUGCAGUAAUACAGUCAGCCAUCGCACAAGUUUUCCCUGAGACCCGUCACCGUUUUUGCAAAUGGCAUAUUUUCAAGAAAUGCCAGGAGAUGCUAUCACAUGUGUUCCUUAAACAUCCAAGCUUUGAAGCUGACUUCCAUAAGUGUGUAAACUUGACUGACUCCAUUGAGGAAUUUGAGUCCUGCUGGUUGUCGCUCGUCGACAGAUAUGAUCUCAGGGAUCACGAGUGGCUUCAGACGGUUUACUCUGCUCGGAGGCAGUGGGUUCCGGUGUAUUUGAGGAACACUUUUUUUGCUGAAAUGUCUAUUACACAACGAAGUGAUAGCAUGAAUUCAUAUUUUGAUGGGUAUGUGAAUGCUUCAACCAAUUUGAGUCAGUUCUUCAAACUGUAUGAAAAAGCUCUUGAGAGUCGAAAUGAGAAAGAAGUAAAAGCAGAUUAUGAUACAAUGAACACUUCCCCUGUUCUAAAGACUCCAUCACCAAUGGAAAAACAGGUUUCUGAGCUUUACACCAGGAAGCUGUUUUCACGGUUCCAAGACGAGUUAGUUGGCACGUUAACUUUCAUGGCCUCGAAGGCCGAUGAUAACGGGGAAGUUAUAACUUAUCAAGUGGCCAAAUUUGGAGAGGAUCAUAAAGCUCACUAUGUGAAGUUUAAUGUUGUGGAGAUGAGGGCAAAUUGUAGUUGCCAGAUGUUUGAGUUUUCAGGCCUUUUGUGCAGACAUAUCUUGGCUGUCUUCAGAGUGACCAAUGUGCUUACUCUUCCAUCUCAUUACAUAUUGAAACGAUGGACGAGAAACGCGAAGAGUAACGUGAUAUUGGAGGACCAUGUGAACGAUAUCUAUAACAACUAUCUCGAAUCUCAUACUGUGAGAUAUAUUACCCUACGCCACGAGGCUUUUAAAUUCAUCGAGGAAGGAGCAAAGACUAUCGAUACAUAUAAUGUGGCGAAGGAUGCCCUUCAGGAGGCUGUAAAAAGGGUUUCUCAUACGCCAAGGAAUAACAGUAAAAUUUCUUCGAUCGAUGGGCGAAUUAAAGCGGACCCUGCAAAUGAUAUAAGCUAUACUAAUCAUAGUAGUAGCACAGGUCAAGACAGGAGCUUGGGUAUAAACAUGUCCGAGGACGAUUUGGACAAGAAAAUCAAUGAACUGACGAACGAGUUGGAGUGUGCAAAUCGAAAGUGUGAAGUGUAUCGAUCUAACCUUUUUUCGGUGCUGAAAGAUAUUGAUGAUCACAAGUUGCAAUUAUCUAUUAAAGUGCAGAACAUAAAAAUCAGUAUGAAAGACAGCAUUUGAAGCUGUAGUAGAAGUAUAUAGCAAGUCUUUGACUCACCUCGAUACCAAAACAUUGUGUAACCUUGGUCCCAUCGAGAAGUCGACUAGUUCGAGGAAUGUAAAUUUGAGUUUUUGUCGAGUAAUCGAGGCUCCUACAUCGGUAUGCAACAACUAAGAUGGAUGACUGCGUAUCUAUCUUCAUUGCAAGUUUUUUCUAGGCGUUCAAUGGGUCUUCUUUGAACCCAAUGGUGAUUCGAGUUUAAUCGUCUUCUUCACCGAUUCGAGUCUCCAAAUCCUAAUUGAAAAUUACAUGGGGAGAAAAUGACUGUUUUGAAGACCGUGGCGAUGUUCGUCUUAUUGAUGGCUAACCUUCUCAGAUCAGCAUCGUUUUCGACAUCAAUAUCCGAGGACCUCCACUAUAACUUGGCGUUUGACGUUAAGGUGAUUUUUUAUUCCUCGAUGAUUGUACUUGUGGCUUUAGAGUACUGUUCGAGAUCAAAGAUGAAAUUCUCCAGAUAGCAUGAUGAGCCCUGCAAAAGAACUUAGAUUUCGACAAGUGAUGCUUUUACCUUACUAAAAUGGGUUGCACCCUUGUCGAUGCUUGUUUUCUCACUAUUCUCAUGGUGAGGUUUACUAUAGCGCUCAAAUUCGCUAGAUCUGUCCUCACAACAUCGAGGCAACUCUUAAAUCUUUGGUAAGGUUUGUCACCAUCCGAACUUUUGCCUUUUGGGAGCUAUCUAAUUCUUUCAUACACUCCUCCAUCUGGGCUACAGAGCUGGUCGAGCUAUCCCACGCUCCAAGCUACCUGUAAUGGUCUCUCAAGUUUUAUCGUUGUGUCUAUUUGGUUCUUGAAAUUUUAAAAUUAACAUUUUAAUCCUA